AAUGUGCAGAUGCCAUCUGCGCACACCCGCACAAACUGCUCGGUCACGCAUGCUUGUCAAGUUUGCAGUUCCGUGUGUGGCCGUGUGGCGGUGCGGUCGCAGACGGUGGAGUGCUGUCUUUUUGGUUCAGUGACGGUCCGGCAGGGGUCACUCUACUGCCCUGGCCCCGCCUCAGUCAGUCCGUGGUGUGGUGCAGUGUGGCCCCAGCGAUCGACAUUCCGCCUGCCCCGCCAUGUCUUGCUCAGAUGAAGAGGAAAUCGCCGUCUCCCAGACCAGCGACAACGAACUUGCUGAUGACAAGAGUAAUACUUCCGGAUCUGCUGACAGUGAGGGUCUAGCUCUGCAGCCGAUUUAUCCAGCAGGGGACAACAAACCAGUGAUUCAGCCCACAGAACGACCCUUUUGGAAUUCCAGCUCUCCACGCUGCAGGAGAAUAACACUGGAUGAUGGGACUGAGCGUGACAGUCGGCAAGCAUGGUCUGGGGAGCCGAUGGGGACUGGAAGUGGCGAGUACCUGGACCUGGGCACACUGGGUCCUCCACAGUGCUCGUCCAGCCCCGUAAAGCGCACAGACGGUCAGCGGCACAGGUCACGGGGAUGUGCAGGUGCAGGUGGAGGUGAAGUGUCUGGAGCUCAGCCCCAAAUGGCGGCAGCGCCUUGCUGCCUGGACUGCACUGUGACGUCGGUGGUGUGGGCUCCACGUGCUGGGCAUCUACGGUCAGCUGCCACAACUUACAGUGGACAGGAAGAAGAGCAAGACUGUCACCAGGCUCUCUCGCGAGUCAGUGGUUUGUAUUAUCAGUGUCUCGACCUAUCACCAUCCAAAUUGUGUGUGGACUCUGGCUGUAACAUAUCAAAUGCCGAAUUGAAAUGUAAAAAAACUAGUGAUUUUGGUUCUAACUUCGCGAAAUGUCUGCCAGGUAUGGAAGAGGACAUGAGGAGGAAGCGACGCAGCCGUUCAUCCAUUGCAGAUAAAAAUAAAAUGACUGAGGAAGAGGUUGUCAGUGUCUCCAGCUCUACUGAUGCGCAAACGCCUCCUGAGGAAGUGGAGUUGUCUGGAUUCGAGGAACUAUCAGAAACCACAUCUACAAGUGACAGUAAUGUGCGUGGCACUACCAGCUUUGAUACCAAAUGUAAUCCACAGACUUUGUCAAGAAAAGGCUGGCAGUUGCAAGUAGAAGAGUUUGAAUCGGAUACCAGGAAGAUGAAUCCAGAGGCUCCUCAAUCAGUGUUGGUCAAUAAAAGGGUUAAUAGUACAGCAGAAACAAUGCAGGCUAGAGUAAGGCUUGAUCCACUGCAAGGCAGCAGAGCAGUUACGGAUCCUCAACAUGUGCACUUCAGAGUAGAACUGGGGCCCCAAUACACCAGUGAGAGAGUGAAAGCUGGGGAUUUGGGCAGAAACAGAGUUCAGAUAGCACAGCACCGCUCAGGCGACACAUCAGCACUGCCUCUGGCCGACGUGACAGCACAGCUUCACAAUGUUCAAUUAUCGCCAUCACAAAGUUGUCACAGAGUUCCAUUUCCUCUCACUUCUGAGUACAACCCUGCAACAGCAUACAAAAAUGAAGCAACUGCAUCCCAGUCUUUGUUUCACCAACAACUUUACUCUAAACUUUCAUCAGUUCAACAAGGAGAUCCAGCACGGCCCACAAAAACAAAGUUGCAGCACCAGAGAAUGACACAACAGCAGCAGUCAGUACAAGGCACAAGGGACAGCUUACAUGAAUUUAUGCCCAGACAGGAGAAGACUGGAUGGAACUCCUGUGCUAACAGACACCAGGAGACUGGUAUAUCAAGUCCAGUAACAGGUCUAAAAUGGGACAGUAACAGAGCUGUUUCAGAUUCGAUGACAUGCAGAAUACUGUCACAGCAGAGAUACUCAUCACCCAUGUUACUCACUGAGGAACGGUCUCAACAGUUCUGUGACAGUGACACGAGAACACUCAUUCCAGUCAGUUACUCAGAGUACCAGGAACCAGUCGUGCAGAGAACUGUGUCGGGCGCGAACGGUCCUCCCGGGAUACUACUUUCAGAUGAAAUACCCACAAGGGAUGGAGAAACAGAGCUACAACCACCUCGAGGAUCCGGUGAUGGUACGAGUGUGGCACUAUCUGGAUUCCUCGUAGAUAACGCACAGAGAGCGCAAACCCUGUCUGCUAACCAAAACUUUCAGCUCGAAAUGACGUCUUUGAGCGGCGUAAGACAGUCUAAUUUUUGUGCAUUACCAGGGUAUGGUGGGAGAAACUCUGGAACAGCAGAAGCAGGUACACAAACAAUCUUGUCCGUUUCCACCUCUCCUGGCUCUUCACGAACGGUGUCGACAGCGCCUCCAGUGUGUAAUUCACAACAGACCCAACAGUAUUACCGAUGUGAGUCGACCCCCGCCUCAACCGUAAACACCAUACCUAACGAUUUAAGAGCACUAAACCUGGUGCAAAGCACAGCUCACUGGCCACCCAGAGGAGUGUGUCCCGUUCCCCAGAGGUUUCCAGCGCCGAUACACACACAGCGUGCUGUCUGGCAACCGACCUACCACGUCCCAGUGUCAUUUCAGGUCUCUCCACGUUAUGUGCCGCUGUACCCACGAUAUCCAGACGUUCCCAGGCUGCUAAAUGCACCAUGGAUACAAUAUCCUGCCGCCAUUAGCGUCCCGUACACCGUCGUAGCGCCGCCACCUGUGAGAUUCCCCACACCACCUCUCUACUACGCCCCUCCCGUACAGCCGAUGUGGAUCAGACCGACGUUCGUCUGCUACGCCCCUCCGGCUCAGAGGUUCUGGCAGUCUCUGCCACGCACGGACCCGGACACCUCCCAGCGUGAGCCCCACCAGAGCCGGCAGGCCGUGAACGAGCGCGUCGCAGCGUGGCUCCAGCAGAUGGAGGCUGCCGGAGAGGGCCGGGCCGCCUCGCCGGCGGCGCUGUCCAGCGACUCUGGAGUCCAGGCGGCCGCCAGCUCCGGCAGCCAGCAGAGCGCGUCCAGCGGCGCAGCCGGGACUUCCCCGAGCCAUUAGCGCCGCUUCCAAGGGACGCCUCUGCAGGUGCGACAACCAGUCGCCUGGAACGGAGUGAAUUCAAACCGUGGGUCUGUUGGAGGCGUGGGCAGGUGAUGAGGUACUGCAUGUAGCGUUGCAGUUAAAAGCUUGCAAGUGUGACAUUGGACAGGACUCGUCGCAGAAGACGGUUGUGCACGGGUAGAUGCACUCGGCAACAGAGAAACUUCUGCAGUGAAAUGAAAUUUUCGACAGAAGAGAACUUAGUGUAAGCAGGUCUUUCAGCAUGUGACAUCCAGAGGUUUAGUUUCAGAACCACUGGUAUUGGAAAUGUAACUUUACUCUUGAUAUUUGGUACAAGGUAUCAAUACACUUUCACACUUCAUCCAAGUUUUAGUGAUGAGAUGUCAAAUAUAAGAACGACGUAUACUUUAAGCCAAACUGACUGAAUAAUUUUAAUGAAAAAAGUUGAAAACAUUUUAAGGAUAAAAUUGUCGCUGUAUUGCAAUCAGUUUGUCUUUUUAACUCAAAAUAAAGCUUUUAGGUAUGUUUGAUGUAUCUGUGGAUAUGGAUGUUACCUGUUAUUUAAGGAAAUCAUUGAUUUUUCUUUUUUUAAGUAAAUCCUCACUGUAGUUUUCUCCUAUAGUAAAAAUGCACGUUAAAGCCUUAUCAAGUUAGGGCACAGAUACGCACUGGGAGAUUAGUUCCAGUAGCCAACAAAAGUCUGUGCAAACGGGACUCUUAAUCUUCUUUCUAUUUGAUAUGUGGACAUCGGAACUCAAAUAUCAAUCUGUCAGAGCAAUUCGAUGCGAGCUCAAAAAUUCUCGAGAAAAUUAAUGAAGGUAUGUUUUUGGACAGCUAGCAUGCCUCUGUGGUAAGGUCCAUGCCUACAGCGUUGGGUACUGGGUUCGGUUCCCAAGCGCUGAAGAUUUUUAAAGAGAAGUACGUGUUCUAUGAGCAUUUCCGUGAGGCGUAAAGUAUAUAAAAAUGGUGAAAAAUCAGUAGUACACGAAACAUGUAAUCGCUGGAUCGCUGGGCAUUAUUUUUUCAUUCAGUUAGUCCAUACUUAAUUUAAAUAAAAAAUCAAAUAGAUGCUAAUUAGCAUACAUGUCAACAAAAAAAUCCAGUUUUCAUUGCAAAUAAAUUAAUUGCCGAUAUUUUGUAAAACAUUGACAAACUGUUAAAGUUAAAAAUUAUAAAUGAUAUUUCAUCUUUAUGUAUUUCACUCUUCUCGGAAAUACUGGUGGGACAGGGACCCUUAAAAGUUUACCAAAACAGUGAAUCGAAAGCUGGUCAUCAACACCACAGGCUAGCAUUUCAUCACAGAGCCACAGCACCUCUCAGACAUUUAGUAGGAUAUCAAAGAUUGACGUACCCAUUCCGAACUUCAUAUCCCACAAACAUAAAUACAAAAAUCCCAUUCCUGUCAAUAUCGAACGUGUAAGGAAGCUUGGGAAACAUAGGAUUUUCUCGUAAAGAGUUGUACAGUAAUAUGUACUACCGGCGAACAGUGUGCCGUCAUCUGCAACUACGCUACAGUUUGAAAGGACAUUUUUCAUUGCCCUCGUGACACACAGUCCACUUUUUAUUCGGAAACGUAAACCUCAACUCAUUUUAUCACAGAAAAUGGCUAGUGUGUAGACACCUCUGUCAUGGAGGUAAGUCUUUCUCCGUAUCGUUCAGUAGAGCGUAUCGAUGCGGCACCGUUACUGUCAACGCGUCAAGGCCGUGGAUUGCGAACUUAGACCAUGCACGCAUUGCCUCUUUGCGGCAAGAGGGUGUUUCUGCCACAGCGGGGGGCACGCAACGUCAUUCGGACAUUCAGCUGCCGUCGCGUAUCUCAGAAGAAUGGAGGUUCACUUUAUAUUGGCCGCCCGUCGUCACCGGCGCUAGCUGCUGCCUCAGGAAAUGUUUUCAGAUUUAAUUUUCCCUCUGCAGCGGAAGUCGCACUGUUAGAAACUUUCUGGUAGGCUAAAACUGUGCACAGGAAGUAAAGUUGAGGACAGGUCGGGAGGCGUAUUUUUCUAACGCAGUCGGUAGAGCACUUGGCCACGAAAGAAGCAGCUUCUAGGUUAGAGUGGCGGUCCCAGGCAGUCAGGCUCCGCUGCAGAGUGAAAACAUUCUGGGACCAGCAGCUGAUGUCCGCUAAAUACACAUUCUCUCGUAGGUACCCUGAGGUAGGCAUGGCGGUUAUCGCUCAAACCAGUUUCCAAUUAUACCGGUUUUUUCGUCUCCAGUUUAACCUGACUGUUAAAUCCGCUCAAAAUAACCAGUUUCUAAAAUAACCGGCUGUCGGUGUUUUAUUGCUAUUAUUUCAAAGUAAUGAACGUAGACUCCACAGAAAUAUUGAAAAAUUCUAAUGAAUGUGAACGAAGAGGAUAUUUAGAUUGCAAUAAGUUUCCACAUUGUGAUGCUACUGAUUCUGCUAUACACUACUUUGCGCUUGCAUUCCAAGUGUAUCUAAUACAGUGCCUCGGAGAACUUAAAAGCCGAUUAUCUCUGUAAAUUUGACACAUUAAGAACAAUCAAUUUUGCGGCACUGUUUAACAGCCUUCCACAUGCGUUUCACUACGGAACAGGAAGCACCCUCAGCCAUUUUCAUACUGCGUAUUAACAACGCGACAAUCAGAGCACGACAGUGCAGAGGCUAUG
This is a messenger RNA of Schistocerca gregaria, 5641 nucleotides long. RefSeq lists its product as uncharacterized. The transcript has 4 exons. NCBI's taxonomy places the organism in Eukaryota, Metazoa, Arthropoda, Insecta, Orthoptera, Acrididae. The record is from RefSeq and is a predicted model, not a curated record. Bases 233 to 3010 code for a protein of 925 amino acids.